CAGGCCCAGUGAGAGAUCUUGUGGCCCGUCGGAUCCGAGCGCAGCUUCAGUGCUUAACCAUCAGGCUGGAGCGGUGCUGUAUCAUCUGUCCACCAGUCUUGCUCCGUCCCUGACCCCAGAGAAACUUGGCCCUCAGAGUCCAAAGGCUUGACAACGGAUAUGAUUAUCAGUUCUCCUUUUGACCUAAGAAAUUUCUCUGUCUCGGUAGUCACUGGAGCGCCUUCAAGAUGAUGGUGGAAAAUUUAUACAGAGCAUCCCAGACAAGCCAUGUAUCAGUACAUCAUAGGACAAAGUUUGAUGCGAAGAAAUUGCUGACCCUGUGGACCCUGCUAUGUGGUGGUGUUGUUGUGCUUCUUUGGGGGUUUUUCAGUUUCCCUAGAAAAUUUGGAACCUCAAGAACAACGAGAAAUAAGACGUGUGACGAUGAAGCAAAGAUAUGCAUGAAUGCCUGGCAUAAAAUUAACCAGAACUGCUUCUUCCUUGCCCAACAUGAAAACUCAUGGCCCGUCGCAAAGCUGAAUUGUGGAAACUUAGAAGCACACCUGGCUAAGUUCAACAACAAGAAUGAACUGGAAGCUUUGAUGAGCCUUGUGAAUGAAGGAUCUUCAUAUUGGAUUGGACUGAACAAACAAAAUUUGGACAAACUCUGGCUUUGGACAGAUGGAACAAAAUACAAUGAUUUGAAGGAAAUUCAUGAUUACGGAGAGUGUGCCUUCCUGCACAAACGGGGCAUAGACAGUACCACCUGUGAUGACCUGAGAGACUAUAUCUGUAUGAAAGUAGGCCAGUGUCCUUGAAGGUUUCUUCAGUCCAAAAAAAAAAAAAAAAAAAAAAGAGUAACAAUGUCUUAUAUUGUACAUGUUAAACCCAUGGUGAUGUGUUUUCCUUCACAUCAACAUUGCUUUGAAAUCUAAUUUGACUGAAGAACAUGCAUAUAAAUUUUAUCUUCAACGAAAUAGUUAUUAAGAAGCCUAGAGAGAAGGCUAAGAUUGAGAUGGUACUUGCUGAGUCAUCGAAAUUGGCAGGUUUGAGGCUAUGGGAACGAAGGGCCUUGCUUGGAAUUUAUUCAUUGUGGUGGAUCACUCGGGAGAGCAGAGGAAAAGAGAAAGAAAGAUCCUUUGUUUGUCUGAAAUUGGUUGAAAUCUGAAUAAAGGAGAAAGGAGCUGUGAGACGAGAUGAGCUGGGAAGUGUUUCAUUUGUCCUCAAUACAAGGUUCAUGUGGAACUGUGAACGAAGGCAUAAUGGGAAACUAUUCUGAUCCGGAGCCUUGAGUUGUCACUGGAGACCAAACACCUCUCAACAGGUCUCUAGACACUCAGUCAUACUGCUAAGCUGAAGGACUAACGAUAACCUGGAUUUGUUGUUGCCAUCGUUCGGAAAGAGCGAAAGGAGGCAAGUUUUGUCAUGAGUCACUGUGAGCUGAACAUGAGCAGUCAUAAGUAGAGAGAAACACGAAGGGAGAACCUUGGUGACCUCGAAGGAUCCGUAGAGAUUAGCAUGGAUUCCCCAAAGCCGUUUCACUCAGAUUCUGGAUAAUAUUGAAAUGGUCUUGAAGGAAAGAGGGAGAAGAGGUUAACACUGGUCAUCAUUAAAAAUCUCUUCAACUAC
Messenger RNA from Alexandromys fortis (reed vole), 1608 nucleotides. Its product is annotated as C-type lectin domain family 2 member E-like. Gene Ontology annotation, cellular component: cell surface; plasma membrane. Lineage: Eukaryota; Metazoa; Chordata; Mammalia; Rodentia; Cricetidae. Bases 228 to 797 code for a protein of 189 amino acids. The record is from RefSeq and is a predicted model, not a curated record. The transcript is spliced from 5 exons. Gene Ontology annotation, molecular function: signaling receptor activity. Gene Ontology annotation, biological process: regulation of natural killer cell mediated cytotoxicity.